Molecule: messenger RNA, 2037 nt
Organism: Archocentrus centrarchus (flier cichlid)
Lineage: Eukaryota; Metazoa; Chordata; Actinopteri; Cichliformes; Cichlidae
Gene: dhodh
Product: dihydroorotate dehydrogenase
Exons: 9
Coding region: 112-1326 (404 amino acids)
Biological process (GO): 'de novo' pyrimidine nucleobase biosynthetic process; pyrimidine ribonucleotide biosynthetic process
Cellular component (GO): cytoplasm; mitochondrial inner membrane
Molecular function (GO): dihydroorotate dehydrogenase activity
Source: RefSeq, a predicted model, not a curated record
CGCCAUUGAAAUCUCGCGAGAUGACGUGUCGGAAGCUAUCACCACGUGGGUUUGUGUAACAUGUUAGGAAAUACGUUCAGUGCCAUUUAAUGCACAGACUAAAGCACAGCCAUGGCGGGAUGGAAGAAAAAGUUAAAAGAAGCUGUGAAGGUCAUCAGCUCGGGUAGCCUCCUGUUUGCUUCCUACCUCACUGUGGUUGGAGAUGAGCGUUUCUAUGCCAACCAGCUGAUGCCCCUGCUGCAGAGGAUUGUGGGGCCAGAGACGGCCCAUGUGCUGGCAGUGAAGGUGAUAGGUAUGGGUCUGGUUCCCCUGAACCGCUACCCAGACCCUGCAUCAUUGGAAGUGAACGUCCUUGGAUUGAAGUUCAAAAACCCAAUUGGAAUUGCGGCCGGUUUCGACAAGCAUGGAGAGGCUGUUGAUGGCUUGUACAAACUGGGCUUUGGUUUUGUUGAGGUGGGGACAGUCACUCCCAAACCUCAAGCGGGGAACCCAAAACCACGCGUGUUUCGCCUCACUGCAGAUAAUGCAAUUAUCAACAGAUAUGGAUUCAACAGCUGUGGUUUGGCAGAAGUACAGAUGAGGCUGAAGGCCAGGGAAGAUACACAGCAAGGGCGAAGUAAAGCUGGCCUUCCCCUCGGCAUCAACCUGGGGAAGAACAAGCUGUCACGGGACGCAGGGGCAGAUUACCUGGAGGGGGUAAGAGCACUGGGCUCGCUGGCUGACUACCUGGUGGUCAACGUCAGCAGCCCUAAUACACCAGGUCUACGAGAUCUACAGGGGAAGGCUGAGCUCCGCCAGCUACUACACACGGUGUUGAAGGAGCGUGAUGCCCUCCAGCAAGAGCGCAAACCUCCCGUUCUGGUGAAGAUCGCUCCUGACCUCACUGCCCAAGACAAACAAGACAUUGCUGACGUUGUCACUGAGCUGGGAGUAGAUGGUUUAAUGGUGUCUAACACCACUGUGUCCAGGCCAGAGACACUUCAGGACCCAAAUAAGUCUGAGGUUGGAGGGCUAAGUGGAGAGCCUCUCAAAGACCUCUCAACUAGGACAGUCAGAGAGAUGUACAAGCUCACCAAAGGUCAAAUACCAAUUAUUGGGAUUGGUGGUGUGGCUAGCGGGCAGGAUGCGAUGGAUAAGAUCCGUGCUGGUGCUUCAUUGGUUCAGCUCUACACUGCUUUGACCUAUCAGGGUCCGCCUUUAGUGACAAAGAUAAAACGAGAACUGGAACAGCUUCUUAAAGAUCAGGGUUUCAGCAGCGUGUCUGAGGCAGUUGGAGCUGAUCACAGAGGAGCAGAUGAGCCGACUCAUAAGCAGAGCCCGCAUUAAGAGAUGGGAAAUGUUAACACGGACACUCGUACCUCCUUUGCCAAACACCAUCGUCAGAUUUUCCUGAACUGUGGCAAAUGUGGAGUAUUUAUUAUCCGUCCAUCUUGAUUUCCAGGGUGACAUUAUCAUCACGAUUUGUUUUUUUUGUUUUGUUUAAAACAAACAAACAAACAAAAAACCCAAAACAAUAAGUGAAUAAUGAGUCUUUCAUAUUGUCAUCACCUGAGAUCUGUACCUUGAUUUCAGACAUUAAUUUUUGUUACAGUGUAACAGCACUUAGUGUUUCUUUCAUGCACACUAAAUGAAUUACACUUUCCAAGCCUCCGCAACUGAUUUUAAUGAUUCAAAAUUUUCUUCUGUGUGAAGAAAACAAUUAUCAGUGAUGAUGUAUGUUUAAAAUGGUAAAAUAAAUGUCCUCCACUUUAGGAACUGAAAUGUGCAUUCAAAUAUUGACACUGUAUUAAUUGCUGUACCUCUGAAUAGAUACUCUUUCUUCAUGAAUAGAGUAUAUAACCUUGAAAAGUAUUUCUGAUGGUACUGCGCAAAAGUGAAAUCAAAGACAUUAAUGACUCCGAUGCCAACAAGUUCUUUAUUUUGCUAUGAAACAGCACAGGAGCAUGCUUCAAGGACUUGAAGCACCACCAUGAAACAGUUAAAGUCACACAGAAGAAGAAUACCCCAAACCUGACAACUGAAAUGCACUAAAUAAAA